This is a messenger RNA of Fonsecaea pedrosoi CBS 271.37, 2076 nucleotides long. RefSeq lists its product as uncharacterized. Gene Ontology annotation, biological process: DNA-templated transcription; positive regulation of transcription from RNA polymerase II promoter by galactose. The transcript has 4 exons. Lineage: Eukaryota; Fungi; Ascomycota; Eurotiomycetes; Chaetothyriales; Herpotrichiellaceae. Gene Ontology annotation, molecular function: RNA polymerase II cis-regulatory region sequence-specific DNA binding; zinc ion binding; DNA-binding transcription factor activity, RNA polymerase II-specific. Gene Ontology annotation, cellular component: nucleus. The record is from RefSeq and is a predicted model, not a curated record. The coding region runs from base 1 to 2076 and encodes 691 amino acids.
AUGUGGCAAUCUGAAUCUCGAGUGCAUCUAUGCGCCGAAUUGCUGCACGAACUCGCUCAAGGACUCUGCACCCAACUGACCUUGGGGAGCAGUGAGUUCAACCAGAUGCGCGACCAUAUUGCUGCACUCCAAGAGCAAGUAAACGACCUUUACGCCAGCUUGAACGAGUUGCGAAGCAGAGCCGACAUCUCCUUUCCGGCUCCCAUCGACCCGCAGUUCUCCCACGAUGGCUCAACCCGUUCCAUGUCCGUGUCGGCGUCCCGUACGCUACCACCCCUCAUCUCGCCCAAGAGAGCACAGCCCAAGGCCUUGCCUCAAUUUCAUGGCCCGACAAGCACAGUCUACGGAUUGGAUGUGGCCAAAUCUUCCCUUCAGACCAUGGGGAUCACACAUAAUGCACCGGACGAUGGUAUGAUGUCUCGCGAUCGAAGUCGAGCGGCAUCACCUAUCAUGAUACUUCCGCCUCAUCCAAGCAAAGACCCCCUAUGGUUGAUUGACCAUCCCGAAGUGGUUCGUCUGUGUCGCGUCUAUGAGGAAGAGAUUGGAAUCAUGUAUCCUGUGGUGGACAUCGAUAAGGUUUUGAAGCAAGCGACCUCGUUAUACAAGUUCAUCGCAGCGUCCCUGAGAACUGGGCUGGGUCAACCCGGUCUCCCAGGCGCAGACACGUUCGACGAUGAGGAGACCACCGUUUUAAAGAUGGUUCUAGCGAUAACGCUGACUGUUGAAGGACACGGACGAAGUGAGUUGGGCCAAAGAUUCUUUGAUGCGGCAAAACCAGCGACGGAUCUGAAGUUAGUUACCGCAUUGGACAUCAAGUCCGUCGUCUUGACGGUAUUGACGGCUACUUUCUACUUCCAAAAAGAUGAGGAGGCACAGGCAUGGCGAUUCAUUGGUAUCGCAGCGCGCAUGUGUAUAGAAAUGGGGCUUCACAGAAAGGACUCGUUGCUCAAAUCCUUUACGAACGAAGCUGAGUAUCAGCAAGCCAUUCGUAUCUUCUGGACCGUCUACGCGCUCGAUCGUCGCUGGAGCUUUGGCACAGGCAUGCCAUUUGCAUUGCAAGAUGCAGACAUUGAUCCCGCUCUGCCUGAACCGGAUGAGAGUCAUCCAUAUUUGAAACACAUUACCAAGUACAAUCAAAUCGCCACAAAAGUCUGGUACCACAAUCUGGCGUAUGAGGCGGGCCAGAACACGAAGAAAGACGAAAUAGGAUUUUUGGACUACCAGAUUCUGCAGUGGUAUGCACAGCUUCCCGAGUCGUUGCAAUUCAACAAUCGGGACCUUGCCAGAGAAAAUGAGAUACCUGGCCGCGGAGUGCGCCGUCUCCGACUCCUGAUGUAUUUGCGCAAGAACCAGGCACGAAUUUCUAUCUAUCGGCCCAUCCUCCAUUCCGCGACCAGCAUUAUGGAGAACCGCCAUUACGCACAGAAUGUGAUUGAUGUGGCCAAGGACACCAUCAACACAUUGACAGCAGUGAACCAGAUGUCCGAUAUCUACAAAACCCAGCAAGUGCUGUACAACUACUUUUUGGUCCAGGCACUCGCUGUGCUCUUCCUGUCAGUGGCUCAUGCUCCGGCCGUCUUUUGCUCCCAGACCAGGCAAGAGUUCUACGCUGCGAUAGAGAUUGUCAAGGGUUUUAGCACUAAGUCACACGUGUCUAAGAGGCUCUGGCGGACUAUUCGAGGGCUCAAGGACAUGGGUGACAAGAUUGGUCUACUGGCUCGCGGCGUCAGCGGCAUGAAUGAUGCUGAACAAGACGCUCACUCAGACGCCGCGAUGGCAAUGGCUGGCCUUGCCGGACACAAAGUCGACUACCAGCAGCCGUAUGGCAAUUCGACUUCGAACCAGGCGAAUGGGGGUCAAAAUCAGCAAGAACUAGGAGUCAGCCCGGACGAUGCAUUGCAGAUCACGAAUGAGUUGUCCAGUCUAUUCGAAUUGGCUGGUGGGUAUGGAGCUGCGACUCCAGGACCGGAGUCAUUCAACUUCGUUGGCGCAAACGGUGAAAUCAGUAUGGCGGAAGGAUUCAAUGCGUUUGGAAAUGAGCCGGAAUUUGCCAGAAUUAUGAACGAGUUGUUUUGA